UACCUGUUAAACCCGUUCGGCUUAGUAAGUGGGUGAAAGGUCCUGCAAAAAAAAAAAAAGUGACAGCAGUACACCGGGCUACGGAUGAGCAGACUGGAAAAUAAAAAUGUCCAAACAGCCGCAGCCGAUCAGUCCGCUGAAGAAUUUCUUCGCUGGGGGUUUUGGAGGUGUCUGCCUCGUCUUCGCUGGACAUCCACUCGACACCAUUAAAGUGCGUUUACAAACUCAGCCCAAACCAAAACCUGGAGAGAGCCUCUUCUAUGCUGGAACCAUCGAUUGUUUCAAAAAGACCUUAGCCAAAGAGGGUGUGAAAGGGCUCUAUAAAGGCAUGGCAGCCCCGAUCAUUGGAGUCACACCCAUGUUUGCCAUCUGUUUCUUUGGAUUCGGGCUGGGCAAGAAACUGCAACAGAGAACUCCCGAUGAUAUUCUUACGUAUCCACAGCUGUUUGCUGCAGGCAUGCUGUCUGGUGUGUUCACCACGGCCAUCAUGGCUCCUGGAGAGCGAAUCAAAUGUCUCUUACAGAUUCAGGCAACAACCGGGCAGGUGAAAUACGCAGGGCCCAUGGACUGUGUCAAACAGCUGUACAGAGAGUCAGGGAUCAGAGGAGUCUACAAAGGCACUGCUCUGACUCUCAUGAGAGACGUUCCAGCAAGUGGGAUGUAUUUCAUGUCCUACGAGUGGUUGAAGAACCUCCUCACCCCUGCAGGAAGAAGCCAUAAUGAACUCAGUAUACCUAGUGUGCUGUUUGCUGGAGGAAUGGCUGGGAUUUUUAACUGGGCAGUCGCAAUUCCACCCGACGUACUCAAGUCUCGUUUCCAGACAGCCCCUGAAGGAAAAUAUCCCAACGGGUUUCGAGAUGUUCUGCGGGAGCUGAUCAGAGAGGAGGGAGUGGUGUCACUGUAUAAGGGCUUCAACGCUGUCAUGCUAAGAGCUUUCCCUGCAAAUGCAGCUUGUUUCUUAGGAUUCGAGCUGGCGAUGAAGUUCCUGAACUGGCUAGCACCGAAUCUGUGAUGAAGGAUCAAUGUUGCCUCGUAGAUGAAUCCCAGGAACAGACUGUGUAACUAAACAGAGCAGUUGUUAGCAGUAAAUGCAGACACACACACACUGGGUCAGAUUUAUUUGACAUCUUAACAACUAUAUAACAAUGGACUUGAUUCUUUUUGAAACCUUGUGGUACUGCAGUGCACGUGGACCUGCUGAGGUUUCACUGCAGAGACGCUGUAAUGACUUUGUGCCAAUGCCACUGCACACACAGAUGAAUGUUCACCCUCCUUUGUCUUUGUUUUAUUUGUUUAGUUUUAUUGUGUCCCUUCAAAUAUAAGAAAAGGAGUGAACUAAACAUGUCGUGCCUUACCAUGAUCUGCGAGCAGGUGUGCAUAUCAGGAACCAGGUGCAUUUUGUUGCACUGUGUGUGUUCAGCGUCUCAGCAGUACGCACCCUCCAGACUAUCAGCAUCCUGCACAGUCACGCUCCGCUCGCUGAGCACGGGAACUAACUUCACUCUGUGUUACUUUAAUGUCACUGAUGAAAUUAUAUGUAGUCAUAAUGAAGUCGAACAAUAUACAAAUGUCAUCAUGUACAGAAAUAAAAAGCAGAAUCCAUGUUGAGAAGUGAGACUGUCUUGCACC
Molecule: messenger RNA, 1629 nt
Organism: Monopterus albus (swamp eel)
Lineage: Eukaryota; Metazoa; Chordata; Actinopteri; Synbranchiformes; Synbranchidae
Gene: slc25a20
Product: solute carrier family 25 member 20
Exons: 10
Coding region: 107-1012 (301 amino acids)
Biological process (GO): mitochondrial transport; carnitine transmembrane transport
Cellular component (GO): mitochondrial envelope
Molecular function (GO): O-acyl-L-carnitine transmembrane transporter activity
Source: RefSeq, a predicted model, not a curated record